Molecule: messenger RNA, 2328 nt
Organism: Eupeodes corollae
Lineage: Eukaryota; Metazoa; Arthropoda; Insecta; Diptera; Syrphidae
Gene: SCCRO3
Product: DCN1-like protein 3
Exons: 5
Coding region: 1124-2125 (333 amino acids)
Biological process (GO): protein neddylation; positive regulation of ubiquitin-protein transferase activity
Cellular component (GO): ubiquitin ligase complex
Molecular function (GO): ubiquitin-like protein binding; ubiquitin conjugating enzyme binding; cullin family protein binding
Source: RefSeq, a predicted model, not a curated record
CCAACCUGGUCCUGGUUCUUCUUGCAAUUUUCUUGUGUUUUCAUUAUUUUUACAUUCAAUUGUAAUUUUUAUUACAAAGAAUUCUGUCUCGUCAGCCGUAUGGCAGUUUUGUGCUUAAUCCGAUAAAUUUCCCAGACUAUAGAAGUGUUUAUUUACUCAAUUAAAAAAAUAACUAUGGAAAAAUGCAGCUAAUAAACAAUUAAAAAAGUGCGUUCGCCAAGCCCCAAGAGUCUUAGUCUCAGACUCAGUGUUGAUCAAUUGCAGUGUUCUGUGGCCCUCCGUCUCCCCCUUUAAUUAAAUCCCCCGCAAAACAAGGCUACAAAAUCAUCGAAUCAAGUGCAAGUGCUAGUGCUGCAGAAAGUUAAAGAUUUUUAAAGCUUAAAUCAAAAGCAAGACCAAAAGAGCAAAAGCAACAGAAGUUCAAUCAUCAAUUAUGCCCCUAAAAGUGCUCCUUUCGACGAAGAAGAAGACACCCCGCAGAGUUUACUUUGGGAAACAUGAAAACAUUAAAUAUUGAUUCGAUUGUAAAAAUGUUCAAUUGUUUGGAUUUCCAUCAUAAGCUGUUUCUUAACAACCAGUGCCAAUUUUACAUAUUUACUUAAUUUUUAAACCAAAUUUGCUGCCUCUCUAAAUUGUUAAAUUAGUUAGUUCUUUUUAAAGCAAUAUUUUGGGCCAAUAAACCUGCAAACCUCAACACAACACAAAACAACUCAUCCGUCUUUCCCAACUCAUCAUUCACGUCGUCAUAUCGAGGCAACUUAAUGAUCUCACAUCUUCUCUCUUACUUACCUCGGUAAUUGAAAAAUCAAAGGCAGCAAAAUCUCAUCUCACUUUAAAUCAUACAAAAUCGUUAUGUUGAUAAAACGCAAAGUAAUUCAAUUCAUUAAAACACAAUCUAAAAUUUGUAUUUGCUCAUUUUUCAUGGAAUAUAGUUUCGAAUACUUCGAACUUUUGGUUUAAACAAAACAAAAUACUUAGAAAAUAAUUAACCAAAUAAAAAGAAACAAAAACAAACUGCUCGAUUACCAACAAUAGACAACUAGAACAAAAUAAAUCAUUAAACAGAAAGUUAGUUUCUGUUUAUUUAUUUCUUGACAACAAUUUAUUACAUUGGCUUAAUAUUAUGGGUAAUUGCCUACAAUGUUUCCAAUCAUCUGAUCAUUCGGGCUCGGCGAUAGUAACACAGUCUGCACAUUGCCAAAUGACAAAUAUCGACAGCUGUGGACGGGCCGCGGGAAGUGCAAUCGAUCGCAGUACAUACAGUGAUCGUCCAGGAGAAACAGAUGAAUUGCUGUCUCCUAGUCCUUUAAUGGCCAACAACAGUGAUACUAAGCGUAGUAGUUUUAAGAAAUCGAUAGUUUUAUUAAACGGAAAUGCCAAUAACAUAGGUGAUAUUAUAACAACAGUUCUUCCCCUUGCAGUAAAAGAAUCGCAUGAAGUCUCAGACAACACGCUUAAUUUAUUAUUCGAAGAGUACAAAGACCCCUACGAAGAUGCGAUCCUUUCAGAUGGCAUUGAGCGUCUCUGUCGAGAUUUAUGCUAUCAGCCAGAUGAAUUUCCAAUAUUAGUUCUGGCCUGGUGUUUAGAUGCAUCGCAAAUGUGUCGUUUUACAAAAAUGGAAUUCAUCGAAGGAUUACAUAAAAUGUCAGCCGAUACAAUCGAUACAAUUCGCUUAAGACUGGAACAAACAAUUGAGUUGAUGAAAACCGAUUCGGAGAUGUUUAAACAACUUUAUCGUUUUACAUUUAGAUUUGGCUUAGAACCAGAUCAUCGUAUUCUAUCUCUAGACAUGGCAAUCAUAUUAUGGCGUUUAGUCUUUACACUGCACAAGCCCGAGUUGCUCGAUCGCUGGUUGUUUUUUCUGGAACAACAUCCCAACAUCCGAGGCAUACCCAAAGAUACAUGGAAUAUGUUCCUUAAUUUCUCCGAACAAUGUGAUAUUAACAACUACGACGACACAGAAGCAUGGCCUAGUUUGUUUGAUGAUUUCGUUGAUUAUGAAAAAUCACGACUGAAUGCAGCUUCUUCCGAUCAAAGCAAUAAACCCGAGGACGACGACAAUGCCAACAAUAAUAAUGAUUUGAGCCAUCAUCGCAAUCGUAAGACAUCCAUUGAUGUUUCAUAGUACUAGUUCUAGAGCUAGCCUUCAACUGAUACUAAUGAUGAUUCUCAGUGCCGCCAUUUCUAACACAUAAGUUCAAUCCCGUAUUAAUUUUAUUUUUUUUAUUAACAAUUUAAGCUCUACAAUCAAAGUCGAUAUAGAAUAGUGCAUAUUUUAAAUUUGUCGCCGUGCGUUUUUCUUUUCUUUGCGAUCGUACUUAGAAGAGA